ACUGACUCUGGCCCACCCACUAAGCGUACUUUCCUCCCACCGGCUGGUCGACCUCCUAGGCCACAAGUCUCUCUCCCUCCUGGGCCCCUCCCGCAUCCAGGAGUUCCACCUACUAUUCAUUGAAAACCCAGCUAUUUCUCUUGAUCUCUCCCCUCGCCUGAACCCGGCUUCCCUCCUGCCUAUCUCUGGCACCGGGGGUUUUCCAUCCCAUUCCUGCCCUCAUGUCAUAGAACCCUUCAAACCACCAAGAGAGGGACUCUGACACCCCUCUUUCAAAUCCGGACCGCACUCUCUUUGUGGACGGUAGCUCAAUACUCGGUCCUGAUGGACGCCGACAGGCAGCCUAUGCGGUGGUAACUAUCUCAACUAUUAUCAAGGCUAACAGCCUCCCAGAAGGGACAACCUCUCAAAGGGCUUAACUGAUAGCACUCACGCGAGCCCUCGACCUCUCUAAGGGCCAAAGGGCCAUCUUUCUCCCUAUGGUCGCAGGCAUUUCCCUAGCCUCCUCUCUCGUUGCUGCGGGCAUCGGGGUAGGAGCCCUAACACACAGUGUCUCAACAUCCCGUGACCUAGAACAGAAACUCCAGCUAGCCAUCGAGGCUUCUGCCGCCUCCAUCACCUCCCUCCAGCGCCAGAUCACCUCAGUAGCCCGAGGUGCCCUCCAAAAUCGACGAGCCCUGGAUCUCCUGAUGGCCGACAAAGGAGGUACCUGCCUCUUCCUACAGGAGGAAUGCUGCUAUUACAUCAAUGAAACAGGAUUCGAAGACAACGUUCCUUCGCAGGCGCAUGGAGGAAGUCUCUCGGGUGGCCACAAACCAAAUGCUACUCGGUCCUUACACCUUGCUUCCUACAGAACCCCUCACUGGUCUCCCCUAAGCCUCGGACCUCUGGUCGCCCGACUCCCCUUUCGACGUCCCCACUCAGCAUGA
Molecule: messenger RNA, 929 nt
Organism: Lagenorhynchus albirostris (white-beaked dolphin)
Lineage: Eukaryota; Metazoa; Chordata; Mammalia; Artiodactyla; Delphinidae
Product: endogenous retrovirus group FC1 member 1 Env polyprotein-like
Exons: 2
Coding region: 480-929 (149 amino acids)
Source: RefSeq, a predicted model, not a curated record